Molecule: messenger RNA, 1020 nt
Organism: Microthlaspi erraticum
Lineage: Eukaryota; Viridiplantae; Streptophyta; Magnoliopsida; Brassicales; Brassicaceae
Source: the annotation of a GenBank genome assembly
AUGAUGCUUCCGGUGUUCGUUGCGAUCCUCGUCUGCCUAGGCUACAUUUACCGAUCAUUUAAGCCUCCACCACCACGAAUCUGCGGCGUUCCUAAUGGUCCUCCGGUUACUUCUCCGAGAAUCAAACUCAGUGAUGGGAGACAUCUUGCUUAUAGAGAAUCAGGCGUUGAUAGAGCCAAUGCUAACUAUAAAAUCAUCGUUGUUCAUGGCUUUAACAGUUCCAAAGAUAUGGAAUUUCCCGUUUCUAAGGAUCUUAUUGAGGACCUUGGGAUAUAUUUCCUGUCUUUCGAUAGAGCUGGAUAUGGAGAAAGUGAUCCACACCCAUCACGCACAGUUAAGAGCGAGGCAUACGACAUUCAAGAACUCGCGGAUAAACUCAAGAUCGGACCAAAAUUCUUCGUUCUCGGGGUAUCACUCGGUGGUUACUCGAUUUACAGCUGCCUCAAAUACAUUCCACACAGACUAGCUGGAGCAGUCUUAGUGGUUCCAUUUGUGAGCUAUUGGUGGACUAGAGUGCCUCGCAACAUAUUGAACAAAGCGUUGGAACUAAUGCCAAAAAAUGACCAAUGGACGUUUAAAGUGGCUCAUUAUGCUCCGUGGCUGUUGUAUUGGUGGUUGACUCAAAAACUCUUUACGUCUUCGAGUAUGAUAUCUCGGACCAGUGCAUUAUCCAGCGACAGAGACUUGGCCAUCCAAAAGAAGAGGUCGGAGCAUCCAAGACCUGGCAUGGAAAAAGUUCGGCAACAAGGAGACCACGAAUGUCUUCACCGGGACAUGAUAGCUGGAUUCGCGACAUGGGAAUUCGACCCGACGGAAUUGGAGAAUCCGUUUGCGGAAGGCGAAGGAUCGGUCCACAUGUGGCAAGCGAUGGAAGAUAGAGUCAUUCCCCGCGAGAUUAAUCAAUAUAUAUCGCAGAAGCUUCCAUGGAUUAAGUACCACGAGGUUCCACAUUAUGGACAUCUUCUCAAUGCCGACGAACAUAAAUGCGAAGAAAUUAUAAAGGCGCUGCUUGUGGAGUGA